Molecule: messenger RNA, 3341 nt
Organism: Esox lucius (northern pike)
Lineage: Eukaryota; Metazoa; Chordata; Actinopteri; Esociformes; Esocidae
Gene: ccdc66
Product: coiled-coil domain containing 66
Exons: 19
Coding region: 96-2927 (943 amino acids)
Biological process (GO): cilium assembly
Cellular component (GO): microtubule; cilium
Molecular function (GO): microtubule binding
Source: RefSeq, a predicted model, not a curated record
UUUGGGUAAACUGGACCGUUAUUACCCAGCUAGCAAUUUGCUACCCAAUAUUUGUUUAUCUCGUUCGGCCAGUUCAAUGGUCACUGUCAGCAAAAAUGAAUCUAGGGGAUGGUAUUAUGUUCCAACUUGAAAAUGGAAAACCCCGGCUAAUUCUAACCAAUCAUGGUGUGGAGAUGAAGAAUCCAAAUAAGAUACUCACUCAAAUCAGACCACUAAAUGCUCUCAACCCAAAGCAGUUUUCUCAUGAAGUAUCCGAGAAGUCACAGAUAGUGCAGAGGAAGCGUGCAGAGAGCAGGAAAGCAGUCUUGGUCUCCAAAAAUGUGCCAGUGAAGAAUGACACUCCAAUAGUUUCUUCAAAUGUUAUAAAAGCAAACAUCAAGUGCAGUACAGACCACAGUACCAAAGCUGUUUCCUCAGCAAAAGGACACCGGCAGACAGCCACUGAUCGACCGCCAAAGACUUUGGUGAAGACCGUGAAGGAGAGCUUGGUGUGUAUGACCAAUGAGCAGCUCCAACAGAUCCUCAGCACCAUCAACAAAGCCUCAACCCCAAGUUCCCAGGAUCCUGACAUAAACAGCCAGCCUCAAACAGGGAACCCAGCACACUCUAAAGAUGAUCAACAGUUAAAUGAAACUGGGGGAGAGACAAGUGCAAGUCCUAAUGAAAACUCCCAAGAAAAACCAGGGGGUGAAGGGGAGAAGAUGGAUGGGCAACCCGUUGGUCUGUUCAGCUCUCUGGGCGAGAGGGAGAUAUGCAAAGAUGCACUGGAGGCCAAAAGGACACAAUGGAGAAGAGAACUAGAUGAGCAGAUGGCUCUGAAGAAACAGCAAAAAGAACUGAGCAGGCAAGACGUGACAGCAGACAGAGGCAUGCAGCGGAGGACAACAGUCUCAUCUAAACCUGUUGCUGGAAACAGUCACAUGGAGAGGAGUCUAAGGAGGAUAGGAUCUGGUUUAGAGGACGGCGACAGCAGCCAGAGGGAACUGCCUGCUGCUAUCAGAUCUGCCUUUAUAGUUGGGGAGGGCACCCCAGUGGAACAUGCCUUCAGCGCUCACAAGAAGGAGCAGCAGAGGAGAUGGCUGCAGGACCUGGACCAGCAGAGAGAGGAGGACAAGUGGCGACGCCAGCAAGAGAAACAGCAUCUCAGCCAGGCUGAGGACCAUGAGCGGUGGGCUAUGCACUUUGACUCCCCCCAGAUGAGAGUCCCUCUCCAGGCACCUGUGGGCCAGUCAGAGCCGUCUAGUCUCCAUAAUCACCAUAGGACCCGCUCUGGAGCCUUGUCUGUGGCCUGGGAUGAUGCCAGCAAUUAUGGAGAGGACAGCCUAGGAAGAGCCAGUGUUGAGACAGCCAGGACCAUCCAACAGAAGGCCAGCCAUAUCCGUACCAUGACGGCCCUCCUGGACCCGGCCCAGAUCGAGGAGAGAGAGAGGAAGAGGCUGAAACAGCUCGAGCAUCAGCGUGCCAUUGAGGCCCAGGUGGAGGAAAGGAGGAAAAAGAAGCAGGCAGCGGAGGCAACACGUAAGGCUGAGGAGCAGGAGGAGGAGAGGAGGGUGGCAUGUGAAAGAGAGAUGCUGCAGAGGCAGUACCUGCUGGACACACAGAGAAAGAUGCACAAGGAGGAGCAGCAAAGCCGUAAGCAGGAGGAGCUACACCUCAGUGUCCAGCGAGCCAAAGAGGAGGCCCUGAAAGACAAGCACCAGCAGAGGAUCAAAGAGCUGGCUAGGAAAGGCCAUGAUGUCUCCAAGCUGCAACGCUGUCUAGGAGGGGAACCUGGUACCUCACAGGUCUUGAACACCAGAGACACUGCCACCACAGGACCACACCACUACCAGACAGGGAGGGAGAUGGAGACCUUGAGAGAAGAGACCCACAGCACCACCUUCCCAAGUAAGGACACCGCAGUCCAGACAGAGGCAGAUCCAGCAGUCAGUCCAGGCUUCACCUACACAGUGGAGGCUUCAAAUAUUCGAGACAAGGCGGUACAGACCCCAGACAUCCCAGUAGAGUAUAAACAACCUCCUAAUGCCAAGAGGUUCAGACGGGAAGCUAGGCAGGAGGUACAGCUAGCCCAAAAGAACACUGGUCAUGGGAAAGAGAACACUUGGCUAAAGGAUUUGGGAGGUGGUCGAGGUGACAGUGACAUGUACGAUGCCUUUGCACGGACCGGCCAAGGUCAAGGGAGACCUAGAGGUCACAAGGCAGAGUGGAACAUCCAGAAACCCAGGAAACCCUACAUCCCAGCAUCGGAACGCUACCCUGCAGGGCUGCAGCACAACAGGCAGGAGAGCCGACUUCGCAGGCAGAUGGAGCUCAUGACCCUUGUGGAGAGGAACACGAGGACCCCUCACCCUCCUGAACCAGACCGUAGCCCUGGACUUGCUGACCCCUUGCCACAAAAUGCCAACAACCCUGUACCCGCUACUGUACCUGCUACACAAGGCAGGAUUAAAAAUGCCAUUACAGGAGUUACUCAUGCCAUUGCUGUUCACGUAGAAAGAGAGUCCCCCAAAUCCCCUCCAGUUCCUGCCCUCAAAAACCGACUUCAGAAUCCAACGGGUGGCUCCCGCCCCCCUGCCCUGACCCAGGAGCUGUCCAAGGACGGAGACAGUCCCCCACCUACAUUUGACUACGUACCCUACUUGAGGACAGAUGAGGUGUACCACAUGGACCCUCUUGCCCCCAUCUCCAGACCCCCUACACAGACACAUACAGAUGCUGUCCGGUGUGGACUAAGUAGUCCCAUCUGCCAGAAGGACCCCCUGCUUCAUCCAGAGCGGCUGAGGAACACAGAAAGACAGGAGGCCAUACUGAAGAGCCUUUCAAAGCUACGACAGGGUUUGUUGCAGAAGCAGAGAGAGUUGGAGACCGGGCUAAAUCCUUUGAGGAUCACAGAGGACCCCUACUCACCGCAACUGCCAUACAUGUGACCAAAAGCACAGCCCCGUGUCCAAAGGCACGCAGUCCUAGUACACAACAGACAUACAAUGCAUUUGACAGAGGUUUGUGAUUAGCAUUUCUGUGCAAACAUCACAACCGUUGUCAAUUCUGGGCUGGAAUGCACUUUACUGAUCUACUAUUGUUUGUGUUUUUCAAAACCACAUUGGCACUUUAUAGAUGACAUGGAGUGUUGUAUCUAUGAUAUAGAAUAUAAUGUCCUGGGUGGGAUGGAAUGACUGUAGUGUUUGUGGAUCAUUUGAUGUCUAGUUGUACUUUUGCAGCCAUAGAAUGUAAUUUUAUUUUCUAACUUUUGAAGGAACUUGAUGUUGUCUAUUUACCUUUACUAUAAAUAAUUAUUUAACAAAUGCUGAUCUAAUGUACUGUGUUGUUGUGAAUAAAAGUAU